AUGGCGAUUCGCAGACCCAACGUUGUGAUUAGUGAUGAUGAAUCAGGCUAUGACCCAGAUGUACUUUGUAUUCCUAAUCAUUACGCUGAAGAGUUGGAAAAGGUGUUUAUCCCUCAUGGACUAAUUAUGGAUAGGACUGAAAGACUUCCUGGAGAUGUGAUGAAGGAGAUGGGAGGCCAUCACAUUGUAGCUCUCUGUGUUCUCAAGGGGGGCUAUACAUUCUUUGCUGACCUGCUGGAUUACAUUAAAGCACUCAAUAGAAAUCAUGAUAAAUCCAUUCCUAUGACUGUAGAUUUUAUCAGACUCAAGAGCUACUGCAAUGACCAGUCAACAGGGGACAUAAAAAUAAUUGGUGGAGAUGAUCUCUCAACUUUAACUGGAAAGAAUGUCUUGAUUGUUGAGGAUGUAAUUGACACUGGCAAAACAAUGCAAACAUUGCUUCCCUUGGUUAAGCAGUAUAAUCUAAAGAUGGUCAGGGUUGCAAGCUUGCUAGUGAAAAGGACCCCUUGGGGUGUUGGAUAUAGCCCAGAAUUUGUUGGAUUUGAAAUUCCAGACAAGUUUGUUGUUGGAUAUACCCUUGAUUAUAAUGAGUUCUUCCAGGAUUUGAAUCAUGUUUGUGUCAUUAGUGAAGCUGAUAAAGUCAAAUACAAAGCCUAA
Chinchilla lanigera (long-tailed chinchilla) is the source of this 657-nucleotide messenger RNA. Its product is annotated as hypoxanthine-guanine phosphoribosyltransferase-like. The coding region runs from base 1 to 657 and encodes 218 amino acids. Gene Ontology annotation, biological process: IMP salvage; hypoxanthine metabolic process; GMP salvage. Lineage: Eukaryota; Metazoa; Chordata; Mammalia; Rodentia; Chinchillidae. The transcript has 2 exons. Gene Ontology annotation, molecular function: hypoxanthine phosphoribosyltransferase activity; magnesium ion binding. The record is from RefSeq and is a predicted model, not a curated record.